GGCAGAUCGAGAGAGAGAACCAGCAACUUUACUCUGAGAACCCAGCCGGCUGAUCACACACGAGGCAGAAUGAAAUUCUUCCUCCUCGCCAUCGCUGCUGUGCAGAUCCUCCACUGCUCAGGAGUGCUAAGCACCAAGAAUGCCCUGAGGGCCUCAGUUGGAAAGCUGAAUGAAAUCACCGAGAUCAACAACCUGUGUGCUGUCAAUGGCAGAAGAGGAAAGAUUGUUUAUCGCACAGGCAAACUAUGGUACAACGUGGAUCUAGUAUUCUCAGUGAAAGAAACCGUAUGUUCCAAAAAUUCCGGACUGGAAUUUGAUGAUAGCUCCUGCCACUUCCGCUCCAGAAAGAAUGCUGCAAAAGGAAUCUGCAAAAGCAGUGUUGAAUACUUUGCUGGCAAGAUUGUCGACGUUGAUGUGGAGUGUCGAGGUUUGAGGACAAUCGACAGUCGUUCAUUGGAAUCUAAUGAGAACAGUAUUGAGAUGAGAGCCAGGAGAAUGCCUCUUCGACAAGUCUACAAACGCGUAAAGCAAGUCAAAAGAAUCGUUGGUUGAAGAAUCUUCAAAUGAGUCCAGGAUGAUUCAGGAGAGAAAAAAUAAACAUGAAUGAAAUGCCUGAAGGAUCAAGUCAACCAAACACAAGAAGACCUCGUUCAGAUUAUAGAAGAUUUUAUCAUUUGUACUUGUUCAUAUAUAAAGAGAGUUCUGGGGAUUCCUGACUGUACAUUUUAUUGUAACUGGAAGAUUCUGUAGAUUGUAAAUGUUCCAUCCUUCAGCUUGUAUUGUAAUCUAUUAUUAUGUGACAAAAAUUAAAAGUAAAAAGAAAAUA
Messenger RNA from Leucoraja erinaceus (little skate), 826 nucleotides. RefSeq names its product secreted phosphoprotein 24-like. NCBI's taxonomy places the organism in Eukaryota, Metazoa, Chordata, Chondrichthyes, Rajiformes, Rajidae. The transcript has 7 exons. Gene Ontology annotation, cellular component: extracellular region. The coding region runs from base 70 to 552 and encodes 160 amino acids. The record is from RefSeq and is a predicted model, not a curated record. Gene Ontology annotation, biological process: bone remodeling.